AUGAAGAGAAAUAGCCUGUCCUCCUUUUCCAUCUCUCUCUGGUUGCUGUUUACGGCAGUGAUGCUUCAAGCUGUAGAAUCAGCCAAAGGAAAAUAUGCUCACAUGCUGUUUAAUGAACUGUUUGAAGAUUACUCAAAUGCUCUAAGACCAGUGGAAGACACAGAUAAAGUACUGAAUGUCACCCUUCAGAUCACAUUGUCCCAAAUUAAAGACAUGGAUGAAAGGAACCAAAUUUUGUCAGCUUACUUAUGGAUUCGACAAAGCUGGUAUGAUGCAUACCUCAAAUGGGACAAAGAUAAAUAUGAUGGGUUGGAUUCUAUCAGGAUUCCAAGCAAUUUGGUUUGGAGACCAGAUAUUGUCCUAUAUAACAAGGCUGAUGAUGACUUUUCGGAACCAGUGAAUACUAAUGUUGUGUUGAGAUAUGAUGGAAAAAUCACUUGGGAUGCACCUGCUAUCACAAAGAGCUCAUGUGUAGUGGAUGUAUCUUAUUUUCCUUUUGACAGCCAGCAGUGCAACCUUACAUUUGGGUCCUGGACCUAUAAUGGUAAUCAGGUAGACCUCAUCAAUUCUCUUGACGCUGGUGACCUCUCUGACUUUGUAGAAGAUGUGGAAUGGGAGAUUCAUGGUAUGCCAGCGGUUAAGAAUGUCAUCACUUACGGCUGCUGUUCUGAGCCUUAUCCAGAUGUGACCUUCACACUGAUUUUGAAAAGGAAGUCAUCUUUCUACAUAUUUAAUCUGUUACUUCCUUGCAUUUUGAUCUCUUUCCUGGCCCCACUGGGAUUCUAUCUCCCUGCAGACUCUGGGGAAAAAGUGUCUUUGGGUGUUACAGUUCUUCUUGCUUUGACUGUGUUCCAGCUGAUGGUUGCAGAGAUCAUGCCUCCCUCUGAAAACAUACCUUUGAUAGGAAAGUAUUACAUAGCAACGAUGACCAUGAUCACAGCUUCCACUGCAUUGACGAUCAUUGUAAUGAAUCUCCAUCACUGUGGCUCAGAAGCAAAGCCUGUUCCACAAUGGGCCAGGGUAGUUAUUUUGGACUACAUGUCAAAAAUAUUUUUUGUUUAUGAUGUGGGUGAAAAUUGCACAAGUCCGAAAAGAGAGAAGGAAAAAGAAAAUAAGUUAGAGGGGGAUGAUGGGUGUCAGAGGAGGCUCAAAGAGGUAAGAAGUGAUCUCAAGGAGAAGCUCAAUGGACAUUUGAAUAAAAGCUAUGGAGUUCAUGGUGAAAACGUUAGGGAAACUGUUAAUUGCUGUUCCUGUUACAAAAUGCUAACUAAAAAUAUCGAGUAUAUUGCUAAUUGUAUUUGAGACCAUAAAGCAAACCGGGCCAAAGGAAUUGAGUGGAAAAAAGUUGCAAAAGUGAUGGACAGGUUUUUCAUGUGGAUUUUCUUUAUCAUGGUGUUUUUCAUGAGUGUGCUGAUUAUUGGGAAAGCAGCUUAA
Molecule: messenger RNA, 1434 nt
Organism: Leptosomus discolor (cuckoo roller)
Lineage: Eukaryota; Metazoa; Chordata; Aves; Leptosomiformes; Leptosomidae
Gene: CHRNA9
Product: cholinergic receptor nicotinic alpha 9 subunit
Biological process (GO): monoatomic ion transmembrane transport
Cellular component (GO): postsynaptic membrane
Molecular function (GO): transmembrane signaling receptor activity; acetylcholine-gated monoatomic cation-selective channel activity
Source: RefSeq, a predicted model, not a curated record